GGGACUUUGGAGUCUCUGGAGCUUUCGUUUAUGUGGAAAUUUUGAGCCAUUUUGAGUCUCUUCGAGGCGUGGACGCUGCUAGCAAUGAGCUCCCCAAGCCGCCCAGAUGGACUGUCUGGCCGAGACCAGCCCGUGGAGCUGCUGAGCCCUGCCCGCGUGACCCACAUGCCCGGCUCGGUGGACGUGGCCUCGGCGCUGCCGCUGCAGGUGGCCCCCCCGGCCGUGCCCAUGGACCUCCGCCUGGACCACCAGUUCCCGCUGCCUGUGGCGGAGCCCGGCCUGCGGGGGCAGCAGCUGCAGCAGGAGCUCCUGGCGCUCAAGCAGAAGCAGCAGCUGCAGCGGCAAAUCCUCAUCGCCGAGUUCCAGCGGCAGCACGAGCAGCUGUCGCGGCAGCACGAGGCCCAGCUGCACGAGCACAUCAAGCAACAGCAGGAGCUACUGGCCCUGAAGCACCAGCAGGAGCUGCUGGAGCACCAACGGAAGCUGGAGCGGCACCGGCAGGAGCAGGAGCUGGAGAAGCAGCACCGGGAGCAGAAGCUGCAGCAGCUCAAGAACAAGGAGAAGGGCAAAGAGAGCGCCGUGGCCAGCACAGAGGUGAAGAUGAAGCUGCAGGAGUUCGUGCUCAACAAGAAGAAGGCCCUGGCGCACCGGAGCCUGAACCACUGUGUCUCCGGCGACCCCCGCUACUGGUACGGGAAGACGCAGCACAGCUCCCUGGACCAGGGCUCCCCGCCGCAGAGCGGGGCGUCGGCCGCCUACAACCACCCGGUGCUGGGCAUGUACGACACCAAAGACGACUUCCCUCUCAGGAAGACAGCCUCCGAGCCCAACCUGAAGCUCCGGUCCAGGCUGAAGCAGAAGGUGGCCGAGAGGCGGAGCAGCCCCCUGUUACGGAGGAAGGACGGGCCGGUGGUCAGUGCUCUGAAGAAGCGCCCGCUGGACGUCACAGACUCCGCGUGCAGCAGCGCCCCGGGCUCCGGGCCCAGCUCGCCCAACAACAGCUCCGGGAACGUCAGUGCUGAGAACGGCAUCACGCCCCCCAUGCCCAGCCUGCAGGCCGAGACCGGCCUGGCGCACAGACUGGCGGCGCGGGAAGGCUCCGGGGCGCCGCUCCCCCUCUACACCUCGCCCUCCUUGCCCAACAUCACCCUGGGUCUGCCGGCCACCGGCCCUUCCGCGGGGGCGGCCGGCCAGCAGGACGCUGAGAGGCUCGCCCUCCCCGCACUGCAGCAGCGGAUCUCCCUCUUCCCCGGCACGCACCUCGCGCCCUACCUGGGCACAGCGCCCCUGGAGCGGGACAGCGGGGCACCCCACAACCCUCUCCUGCAGCACAUGGUCUUGCUGGAGCAGCCGCCAGCCCAGACACCCCUCGUCACGGGCCUGGGCGCGCUGCCCCUGCACGCGUCCUCUCUGGUCGGGGCAGACCGGGUGUCCCCCUCCAUCCACAAGCUGCGGCAGCACCGCCCGCUGGGCCGUACACAGUCAGCGCCGCUGCCCCAGAACGCGCAGGCGCUGCAGCACCUGGUCAUCCAGCAGCAGCACCAGCAGUUCCUGGAGAAGCACAAGCAGCAGUUCCAGCAGCUGCAGAUCAGCAAGAUUAUCCCCAAGCCCAGCGAGCCGCCCCGGCAGCCCGAGAGCCACCCCGAGGAGACAGAGGAGGAGCUGCGCGAGCACCAGGCCCUGCUAGAGGGGCCCUGCCGGGACCGGCUCUCUGGGCAGAAGGGGGUGCGGGCGCUGGCCGGGGUGCAGGUGAAACAGGAGCCGGUGGAGAGCGACGAGGAGGAGGCUGAGCCCUCACGGGACAGGGAUCCAGGGCAGCGCCCACACUCCGAGCAGGAGCUGCUCUUCAGACAGCAAGCCCUCCUACUGGAGCAGCAGCGGAUCCACCAGCUGAGGAACUACCAGGCGUCCAUGGAGGCUGCCGGCAUCCCCGUGUCCUUUGGCGGCCACCGGCCCCUGUCCCGAGCACAGUCCUCCCCGGCGGCGGCCACCUUCCCCGUGUCUGUGCAGGAGCCGCCCCCGCAGCCGCGCUUCACCACAGGCCUCGUGUACGACACGCUGAUGCUGAAGCACCAGUGCGCCUGCGGGGACACCAACAGCCACCCCGAGCACGCGGGCAGGAUCCAGAGCAUCUGGUCCCGGCUGCAGGAGACCGGCCUCCGUGGCAAGUGUGAGUGUGUCCGCGGACGGAAGGCCACCCUGGAGGAGCUGCAGACGGUGCACUCGGAGGCGCACGCCCUGCUCUAUGGCACGAACCCCCUCAACAGGCAGAAACUGGACAGUAAGAAACUCCUAGGCUCGCUCACCUCCGUGUUCGUCAGGCUGCCCUGCGGCGGGGUCGGGGUGGACAGCGACACCAUAUGGAACGAGGUGCACUCGUCGGGGGCGGCCCGUCUGGCCGUGGGCUGCGUGGUGGAGCUGGUGUUCAAGGUGGCCACGGGGGAGCUAAAGAAUGGCUUCGCCGUGGUCCGCCCCCCAGGACACCACGCGGAGGAGAGCACGCCCAUGGGCUUCUGCUACUUCAACUCCGUGGCCGUGGCCGCCAAGCUUCUCCAGCAGAGGCUGAACGUGGGCAAGACCCUCAUAGUGGACUGGGACGUGCACCACGGGAACGGGACCCAACAGGCCUUCUACGGGGACCCCAGCGUGCUGUACGUGUCCCUGCACCGCUACGACGACGGCAACUUCUUCCCUGGCAGCGGGGCCCCUGAUGAGGUGGGCACGGGGCCGGGCGUGGGCUUCAACGUCAACAUGGCUUUCACCGGUGGCCUCGACCCCCCCAUGGGAGACGCAGAAUACUUGGCGGCCUUCAGGACAGUGGUCAUGCCAAUAGCCAGUGAGUUCGCCCCGGAUGUGGUGCUGGUCUCCUCGGGCUUCGACGCGGUGGAGGGCCACCCCGCGCCCCUCGGCGGCUACCACCUCUCUGCCAAGUGUUUCGGGUACCUGACGAAGCAGCUGAUGGGCCUGGCCGGCGGCCGCGUCGUGCUGGCUCUGGAGGGCGGCCACGACCUCACGGCCAUCUGCGACGCCUCAGAGGCCUGCGUCUCUGCGCUGCUGGGGGUUGAGCUGGACCCGCUCCCGGAGAAGGUGCUGCAGCAGCGCCCCAACGCCAACGCCGUCCGGUCCAUGGAGAAGGUCAUCGAGAUCCACAGCCAGUACUGGCGCUCCCUGCAGCGCUUGUCCUCCACGGUGGGCUCCGCCCUGGUCGAGGCCCAGAAGUGUGAGAACGAGGAGGCCGAGACGGUCACCGCCAUGGCCUCGCUGUCCGUGGGCGUGAAGUCUGCCGAGAAGAGAGCCGAGGAGGAGCCCAUGGAGGAGGAGCCGCCCCUGUAGCCCUCCUGGAGCGCGUUCUCUUGUCUGUCUGUCUGUCUUGAAGCUCAGCCGAGAAACGUCCUGCCGCUCUGCGUCCUGCCGGCCGUGCCGUCUCUGGACGCGGCCUCAGGGGGAGGCAGGGCAGGGCUCUGCAGACCCGGGGCGGCGCGCGGCCCCCCAGACCCGGGGCGGCGCGGGCGAGUGGACAGACGCGCGCCCGGAUGCGGGGCACCCGCGGCCUCCUGGGCAGCUGCCGGUCGCGUGGACACGAGGGAAGGAAAUCAGAGAUCUGGCGACACGAACUGACUCGACUAAAACUGGUGCUGACCGUUGAUUCUGACCCACGAUUCCAGUCUCCGCGUAAACCACUCAGCUCACCUGGUAGCUUCCCUUUUUGAAAGAGGACGUUUUCUGGGGCGCCGGCCUGGCCCGUGCACCGGGCGGCGGGGCUCGCCGCGGCGGGGGACACGCGGCCGAACAUUUAAAGAAAACUGGACCGACCCCGAGGCGGGAGCCGCGGGCGUUGCGGGGUUUCCUCGAAGCCAUCGGGAGACGCGAGUUUGUGCCUUUUUUUAUUGCUCUGAUGGAUUUUUGUGGCGGGUUUUCUGCAGCCUGAGGGACGAUGCCUUAAGAGCCGCCGGGCAGGGGAGCGGGCGCGCGUCCUGGCGGGCGG
Messenger RNA from Talpa occidentalis (Iberian mole), 3985 nucleotides. RefSeq names its product histone deacetylase 4 (gene HDAC4). Gene Ontology annotation, biological process: chromatin organization; negative regulation of transcription by RNA polymerase II. The transcript has 26 exons. The record is from RefSeq and is a predicted model, not a curated record. Gene Ontology annotation, molecular function: histone deacetylase activity. Gene Ontology annotation, cellular component: histone deacetylase complex. Bases 85 to 3333 code for a protein of 1082 amino acids. Lineage: Eukaryota; Metazoa; Chordata; Mammalia; Eulipotyphla; Talpidae.